This is a messenger RNA of Cynara cardunculus var. scolymus (artichoke), 2385 nucleotides long. RefSeq names its product probable pre-mRNA-splicing factor ATP-dependent RNA helicase DEAH4. Gene Ontology annotation, cellular component: intracellular anatomical structure. NCBI's taxonomy places the organism in Eukaryota, Viridiplantae, Streptophyta, Magnoliopsida, Asterales, Asteraceae. The record is from RefSeq and is a predicted model, not a curated record. Gene Ontology annotation, molecular function: RNA binding; ATP hydrolysis activity. The coding region runs from base 124 to 2211 and encodes 695 amino acids. The transcript is spliced from 17 exons.
AUUGAUGUGAAAUUGUAAUUUACCAAAACCCUCCGGAAGGUUUCAGAAAUCAAAUCUACCCAAAAACCCUCGUUAUUGUGGUUCAAAUUGGAGGCAAAUUUGAAAUUAUUGACUUCAAAUUCAAUGGCGAACCUCCCAAUUCUACAAUUUGAAGACAAGAUAUUGGAAACUGUGGAUCAAAACACAGUGGCAGUGAUAAUUGGGGAGACCGGUUCAGGGAAGAGCACUCAACUCUCUCAGAUUUUACACAGAAGUGGCUACACCAAGGCCGGAAUAAUCGCCGUCACGCAGCCUCGCCGUGUUGCCGCGGUCUCUGUUUCUAGAAGGGUUGCAGAGGAGCUUGGUGUCCGACUGGGUGACGAAGUUGGUUAUGCCAUAAGAUUUGAGGAUAGGACUUCAGAGAGAACUUGUAUUAAGUAUCUUACUGAUGGAGUACUUCUUCGUGAAAGUCUUUCUGACCCUGAGCUGAAACAAUAUUCAGUGAUCAUAUUGGAUGAAGCUCAUGAAAGGAGUCUAAACACUGAUAUAUUGAUGGGGCUGAUGAAGCGUUUGAUUAGACUUCGCGCCUCCAAUUUGAAAGUUUUGAUCACUUCGGCUACUCUUGAUGGCGAGAAGGUGUCAAGAUUUUUCUCUGAUUGCCCCAUCCUGAAUGUUCCUGGGAAAUUGUUCCCUGUAGAAAUAUUAUAUAGUUCAGAGCAACCAAAAAGUUACAUCGACUCUUCUCUGAGAAAAGCUAUUGACAUACACGUCAAUGAGCCAGAAGGGGACAUUUUGAUAUUUAUGACUGGACAGGAUGAUAUAGAGAAGUUGGUUUCGAAAUUGGAGGAAAAAAUUCGAAACCUUGAGGCAGGAUCUUGUAUGGAUGCCAUAGUCCUUCCGCUUCAUGGUUCUUUGCCACCUGAAAUGCAGGUGCGAGUGUUUAGUCCUCCUCCUCGAAACUGUAGGCGUUUUAUUGUGGCUACAAACAUUGCUGAAACGUCUUUGACUGUUGAUGGUGUUGUGUAUGUUAUUGACUCUGGUUAUGUGAAGCAGCGACAAUAUAAUCCAUCAAGCGGGAUGUAUUCCCUUGAUGUUGUUCAGAUUAGCAGGGUGCAAGCAAACCAACGAGCAGGACGAGCCGGACGAACAAGACCUGGGAAGUGCUAUCGUCUAUACCCGUCUGCUGUUUACCAUGAUGAUUUGCUGGAUGCUACAGUUCCUGAAAUACAACGGUCUUCUCUAGCUGGCAGUGUUCUUUAUUUGAAAUCAUUGGACCUUCCUGAUAUUGAUAUUCUCAAAUUUGAUUUUCUUGAUGCACCUUCGUCUGAAACUUUACAAGAUGCUCUUAAACAGUUGUUUCUGAUUGAUGCUAUAGAUGAAAAUGGCACCAUCACGGCUAUUGGAAAAACCAUGGCAGAGCUUCCUUUAGAACCUUCGCUUGCAAGGACCUUAAUUGAGGCAAAUGAAUGUGGUUGUUUACCUCAAGCUUUGACUAUAGCUGCUAUGUUAUCAGUGGAAGGUACAUUGCUUCCUGGACGAAGCAAAAGCACGGACAAGAAGAGAAAGCAUCCUCCUUCAGAGCUUCCUGAUGGUUCCGGUUGGGGUGACCACAUCCAGUUACUUCAAAUCUUUGAGCUCUGGGAUCAAACUGAUUAUAGUAUCGACUGGUGCAAAGAUAACAACCUACAGGUACGAGGGAUGCUAUUUGUCAAAGAUGUCCGGAAACAAUUGUCUCAAAUAAUGCAAAAGAUUGCAAAAGGGUCCUUAGAUGUAAAAAGAAAGGAAAGACGGAGAGACAGCCAACAUGAUUAUAGGAGUCUAAGAAAGGCUCUGUGUGUUGGCUAUGCGAGCCAGCUUGCUGAGCGAAUGAUUCAUCAUAAUGGUUACCGAACUCUUGGCUUCAAAUGUCAGCUUGUCCAGGUGCAUCCAUCUUCUGUACUGCGAACAGAUGAUGACGGAAUGCUCCCAAAUUAUGUUGUGUAUCAUGAACUUAUUUCUACCUCACGCCCAUAUAUGCGCAAUGUUUGUGAAGUAGAGAUGCAAUGGGUUACCCCAAUACUGCAUAAACUUGAGAAGCUAAACGUCAGUAAACUCAGUGGUGGAUCCGAUCAGUCUGAGGAGAAAACAACAGUUAACUCGGAUUUUCCCAAAAAAGUCGGCCCAAUUGACGACUCUAGCAGUCGAAUACAAGCAGCUCGCGAGCGUUUUCUUGCCCGUAAAACAAACAAAUAGCAGUUUUUACUUGCUGUGUUGACAUUAUGGUGUAGAGGAGAAAAUUUGACCACACUUUUCCCAGUCUUUAGUAUACAGAGGAUUUUGCUAGAUUAUGGGUUGAAGGUAUGCUACAUCGUUGAAACAUAUAAUUGUUGUAAUAGAAAUACAACCAAUGAACUAUUUUUUAUUUAU